GGAGACUGAAAUUCUGAAGGUUAUGCUACUGGCUAGCACAAUUAGCCUGUGACCUUGGGUUUAAUGAGUCUUGCUGGGCCUCAGCGACCUUCACUGUAGGAAAUCCUUUGCCCAGGAAUCACUUCAAGUAAUUUCCAGUUCUUGUUUAGAGCUGCUCUUAGAAGAAAAACGGCAUAUACAUAACUUGCACAGAAAGUAAACGGAGCCAUGUGCAGAGAGAAGAAUCCAAAGGUUAUUAAUUUCAAAAUAACCAACCCUCUUGGAACCAAUUUAUUUACCCCUUUCUCUAAAUUGCCAAUUGAGCCCCGUCCCCACUCGGUUCUAAGCUGUGGUGGCCCAGGCAGCCCACCCAGGUGUCAGUCACUUCACCCAAUCGCGAAGCCGGCGUCUCCCUUCCUUCUGGAAAGCCCUUAGAGAAAGAGUCGCCCCAACACACUCCUAGGCAGGAAGUGAGACUGUCAACGUCAGAAGACGUUCAGAAACCCUAUGCCUCACCCGGUAGUCCCUGGCCAGAGCAUACUUCAUCGCCUCCAGACCCCAAGAUCUGGAAAACAGAAGAAAACGUCCCUGCGGCUGCACUCACGCACUUUCCGGCAUUCCACAGCCAUAAAGGCCUCCGACCGCUCCGACUCCGGGGUCCGUCAACACCGAGGCAGGGCGGGUGUUGGUGUGAGGCAGCCAGUCAGAGAAGGGGGCGGGGCGCCCCACGGAAGAGCCCCAGCGAGAUUGCGCGGACUGGCACGAGAGGAUUUGCGCCCUUUCCCUUGGGCGCCAGUGGGCGGGGCUUGUCGUCCUGACAACGCGGGAGCGUUCGUCCACAAGCUCAGAGCUCAGGUGUGGCCGACUACGGAGGCUGUGCUUGCUGCAGAAUGGAAGAAGAAGAAAAUCACCAAAGCUGAACGAUUAAAGCAGCUACAAGAGGAGGAGGAAAGACGGCAAAAAGAGGAAGAGGAAGCCCGUGUGAAGCAUGAAAAAGAAGAAAUGGAAAGGCUUGAAAUACAAAGGAUUGAGAAAGAAAAAUGGCAUCAACUUGAAGCAAAAGAUCUAGAAAGGAGACAUGAAGAACUUGAAGAACUUUACUUAUUAGAGGGGUGUUUUCCUGAAGCAGAGAAGUUGAAACGAGGUACUAGAUUGCUUGCUCAGUGGAAACACUACAUUCAAUGUGAUGGGAGUCCUGAUCCUUCAAUAUCCCCAGAAAUUAAUACUUUUAUUAGCCUGUGGAAAGAGGAAACAAAUGAGACUCUUGAGGAAGUGAUUGCGAAGGGUAAACUAGUACUAAAUUUAAUUGAGAAAUUGAAAUUAAUUUUAUUGGAAACACCACCAUAUGAUUUGGAAGAUAAAAACAUAAAACAGUACCAAGGAUCAAUUCUAGAACUACAGGAGCUCCUUCAUCUCAAGUUUAACAUAGCCACAGAAAUACUUCUCAGACAAGCUAGUACGUUAGCAGAUCUGGACAGUGGAAAUAUGGAAAAAGUCAUUCAAGAUGAAAAUGUUACUCUAUAUAUGUGGGCAAACCUCAAGAAGAAUCCAAGGUAUAGAAGCGUCAGAUUCUCUGAAACACAAACUGGAUUUGAAAUUCCAAGGAUUUUAGCAACAAGUGACAUUGCUCUGCGCCUCCUACAUACUCACUAUGACCACGUCACACCACUGCGCCCUGUUCCAGCAUCAUUACAAGAACGUACUGCCACAGUAACUGACUUUGUCAAAGAGGAAGUUAAGAAUGAAGAGGCAGCAAUCAGCAAAGAGCUCCAAGAAGAGGGUAAACAGCGAGAAAAUGAAUCUAACUCAGUUCAUGAAGAAGAAACAAAAUUUGAGGAACAAGGAGAUAGUGAAGUACAAAUGGGUGUUGGUCAGGAAGAAUCUGAAGCCACAAAAGGUGAACUGGAGAUGAAAUUAUUAAGUGAAACAGUUUUAUCAGCACAGUUGUUGCUGAUAGAGAAUGCUAAUGAAAAGCCGUGUUUCUUUGAAGACAAUGAGGUUGAUUUAUGCCAAUUCACAACCCUGGGUGGAGUGUACCACUUGGAUAUUUUGGAGCUUCCCCCACAGUGUAAACCAAUGAAAGGCUGGAUGAUUGUGGAAAUACUCAAAGAAGGAUUGCGGAAAUAUAUAUAUCCUCCAGAAACUACAGAAGAUGUUGAAACAGAAAAUGCUUUCCCACCCAUAGAGGUCACACUUGAGGUUCAGGAGAAUGUAAUCUUUUUUGAAGAUCCUGUGGUUGCAAGGUGGGAUGGUGAAGGUAAACAUUGGCAAACUGAUGGCAUCAGCAAUGUCUCUUACAAAUCAGAAGAAAGACUUCUAACAUUCAGCCUAGAAACUUUUGGCCCUGUUACCUUGAUUCAAGAUACUCAUAUUAACAUGCCAUUCCAGUCAUGGGAACUAAGACCACUUGAUGUGAAUAAAGUACUUUUGACUGUGACUACAGUAUUUACUGAGAUUCAAAUACAAAUUAAGGAAAACCUCUGCAUGUUAGCGUCAAUCAAACUAAAUAACAAAAAGCAUUCCUCUAUUUUGGAAGGAAAAUGGAUGACUCCUAUUUCUUUCAUUUGUGCAUUGAAAGAAGCUGGAUUGAAUAUCUUCCCUAGCGGAUACUCUCAUUUUUAUGUUGUUAUAAAUUAUAAGGAUCCUUUGGUAGAACUGAAAGCUUAUCGACAACUGGCCCUGCUAAGUUCUGCUUUUGCAUUUGGUUGGAGCAAGUGGAAUACAGUAUGUAAUUCAAAGAAAGUCAUAGUUAAGCUGAUGGAACACCUUACUGAAGAACCUAUUCAGAAACCUAAUUGGACACUUUUAAUGUUUAGUGGUGACAGAGCACAAAGGCUCAAGAUCAAUGAAAACAGUGAGACAUUCUCUGAAGCCCUUAAAGAAGAAACUGAGUUUCAUUCUACUUUGUAUCACAUGGUUGAGGAUUUUGCUUCCAAAAAAGCAAUGGAAAAAAUUAGGAGCGCCAGCUGCCAGUUUAUUGACUCCGUGUGCUAUAUGCUACUCUCAACUAGAUUACUCAGCUAUUCUUAAUCCCCACUGAUAAAUUUUAUGGAAUAU
This is a messenger RNA of Ailuropoda melanoleuca (giant panda), 3036 nucleotides long. It is a transcript of the gene DNAI7, whose product is annotated as dynein axonemal intermediate chain 7. Gene Ontology annotation, molecular function: beta-tubulin binding; microtubule binding. The transcript has 15 exons. Gene Ontology annotation, cellular component: axoneme. Lineage: Eukaryota; Metazoa; Chordata; Mammalia; Carnivora; Ursidae. The coding region runs from base 487 to 3009 and encodes 840 amino acids. The record is from RefSeq and is a predicted model, not a curated record.